AUGUCAGCAACCCUUCCCAAAAGCAUCUGCAGUGUAGGCGGAGACGUCUUGUUUAAGAGAAAUCCCAGCAGCGUGUGCUUCUUUUAAAACUGGGAAUCAAGCAACACUUCCACAGAGCACAGCUUGCAGCCUACACAGCUUGACCAGCCGAUGACCAGCAGUUAUAAAGAUUUCCUCAUUCUUUGACUUUCAUUUGGAAAUUAAAGAAGAAGAAGUUUGUCCAGUUUGUUCUCACGGCCUAACACUCCUCUGGGACUGGCAUGUCUCAAGUAAUCCCUAACCACGUUCUGCGGGUGGGACAGACGAUCUGCCUCUCAUCCAAAGAGGAAAUGGUGCAGCUGGGUCGAGGUCGGAACCACCCAGGCUGCCUUCCUGUGCCACCCACUGGUUGUCACUAUGGAGGUGGCAGUGGUGAUCACUGGCUUCGUGACUGCUCCAUAAUUCAUUCAUCUGACAAGAAAGUCUUCCGCUAUGACGUACAGGGGAAGGGAAGCGUAAGCCACAUGAGCGGCCACUCCGGACCCUCUUACACAGGGACUCCUCCGGGAGAGUCUCCAACCUUGGACAUCUCCAUCGAUAAUCUCAACCAGCUAAUCCUGGACCUGGAUCCGUCUUUUCAACCUCUCGGCGUCUGUAAGGGUGGGAAGACAACACGCGGGCAAAAUGACGAGGCGUCAGUAAGGACAGCAGAAGCACGAGAUGCAGAAGUCAAGCUGAUCUCCAGGGGGACCUCCUCGCAGGACACCUUGAGCACCAAAUCCAGAUCGGCGGGGCUCCCCAUCCCACAGAGAUCUCCCAAAGAGAGGAGCUGCUCCACCAGUGGCUCCCUCAUCUUCUCCAGUUCCCCCUCCGGACCGAGUGCUUCACCGUCCCCCCACUGCUUUCGUCAGGCGGGUCCUUGUAAGAGCAAAGAGUGUGGCUUUGGUGACCCCCCUUUGUCCCCGAUGAACCUCAAAGGCUACAGACAACGGGUUAGCGAAAUAUCCCUGCUGUCGACCUCUCCAGGCUCUGACACAAGCUACAUUCUGGGAAGCUCCCACUCUCUUCUGAGUGAAGACAUGGAUGGUCUAGAGAGAAGGCUGGGCGCUGCCUCCGGGAGUCUCUAUGGGUCCACAGGAUCCUUCGCUAAUCUCAAUAGCCCAUAUCUCCGAUCCCCUGGACCUCAAAAGACCUUCAGUGAUCAGGGCCUGGAGUCCUUCGCUAGCCGUCCACAGCAGCCCUCCACAAGUAGCUUCUACCAUGGGCGUCACUCAUUCUCACCACCUCACCUAAAGGGUCAUUCCAGCAGCUGCCCACCCUCUGUCACCAGCUCCCUGUUGGACAUUCCAGUGGUGCUGGUCAACGGCAGUCCAGAGAAUGACGACUUGUCCUGUGGGAGACCAGAAGAGGGGCGUGCGACCAAAAAAGCAGGUGUGAAGUCACCUUGCAAAGCCACCAGCACGAGUACACUCCACGGUACGUCUCCAGAUGGACAACCCACCAUGAAGUUUGUGAUGGACACGUCCAAGUAUUGGUUCAAACCGCAGAUCACAAGGGAGCAGGCUGACACUCUCCUAAAGGACAAGGCGCCAGGCUCUUUCAUUGUGAGGGACAGCACGUCAUUUCGUGGUUCUUUUGGGCUGGUGAUGAAAGUCCAUGAUGACUCUCCCGGUGGGGAGCCCCUAAAACACUACCUUAUCGAGUCAUCAGCCAGAGGUGUGCGCAUUAAGGGAGCUUCAGAGGAGCCAUUCUUUGGUAGCCUGUCUGCUUUGGUCUACCAACACGCUAUCACCACCUUGGCAUUGCCCUGUAAGCUGCUCAUCCCCACAUCAGAUUUUGUCAUUAAUGACGAACAAAGUCAGUCCAGCUCAGGAGACCAGGAGAAAAAAUCAGCCACCUGUAACCUGCUGUACCUGAACUCGGUGAACACAGAGGCUCUCACGGGACCGGUAGCUGUUCAAAAGGCAGUCUCCUGCACCUUCAAGAGUGAUCCCCUCCCCACGCCCACCAUCGUCAACUUCAAAGUGUCCCAAAAUGGCAUCACACUCACUGACGUCCAGAGAAGGCAGUUCUUCCGAAAACAUUUCCACGUGUCCACACUCAGCUUCUGCGGGCCAGAUCCAGAGGACCGAAAGUGGCAGAAGAACUGCAAGUCUGCCAGGAUCUUUGGCUUUGUCGGGAAGUCCCAGGACAACAACUCUGAAAACGUGUGCCACCUCUUUGCGGAGUACGACAGCCUUCAGCCGGCCACUGUGGCCAUCGACCUGGUGAUAGGACUGCUGGCCAAAGCUGACUGAGCCGCUGAAGGCCGCAGCUCCACCUGGAAGUGGAACUCCUCGCCAUGUCUGGCACUUUGUGUGUCCUCCUCAUGUACAGUAUGUACGUCUGCCUCAUCCGGGGGGAGUAGAGACUGCUGAGGGUGCGUCAUUUCAUUGACAAGGAAGAGUGGACUGGGGGCUGUCCACACAUACAUGUAUGCACCACUGUAUAUGGAGAAGGUACCUGGACUCUGCACCACUCUCACUGGAUGGGCUUGACCCUAAAUGUCACUGGGCUGCAUGUCCUGCUCAGUCCUCCAUGGCUUAUCUGGUGAACUCUCAUCUUUGUCGCCUGAACCGGGUGCAGCUAUGGGCAUGUGGGCGCUCCUUUCUACCGGGAAAUAUCCUGCAAAAUUGUCAGUCUAAUAUGUUUUGUAAUUUGUAUUUUAUUUAUCAUAUUGUGUUAAUUUAUUUUAAACAGUGUAUUCUGUUGGCUUAAAAGUAAAUAAAGAUUGUCAUUUGCAUAAUAAA
This is a messenger RNA of Erpetoichthys calabaricus (reedfish), 2768 nucleotides long. RefSeq names its product tensin-4-like. Gene Ontology annotation, molecular function: protein binding. The transcript is spliced from 13 exons. The record is from RefSeq and is a predicted model, not a curated record. Bases 261 to 2276 code for a protein of 671 amino acids. NCBI's taxonomy places the organism in Eukaryota, Metazoa, Chordata, Cladistia, Polypteriformes, Polypteridae.